Molecule: messenger RNA, 1170 nt
Organism: Lachancea dasiensis
Lineage: Eukaryota; Fungi; Ascomycota; Saccharomycetes; Saccharomycetales; Saccharomycetaceae
Source: the annotation of a GenBank genome assembly
AUGCUUGAUCAAUCACCACUUUUCUCAGCGUCAACAGUCCACUUGGAACACAUUACCACAGCUUUAAAUUGUUUAAGGCCGUUUGGCACGAAGGACGAUGUCUUGAUUAUAAUCGACAAAGAUGGACUUUCGUUUGCUAGGGAAAACAACAGAGUAAUAAGCAUCCAGCUUUAUUUGUCGAAAGAGCUCUUCAUUUGCUACCGGUACAAUGCUCAAGAUGACAAUCCAGACGCUCACACAAAGGUCUGUCUUAAAAUCAAUCAUAUACUGGAUAGCGUGAGUGUGGUUAGUCGUGACAAGGAUGACAUUGUUGAAUGCACGCUUUCCUACGAUGGUGAAGGUUCUCCAUUUGUACUUAUUUUCGAAGACUCGGUGAUCACUGAGAAAGUGGAGUAUUCAACUUAUUUGGUGAAAGAGUGGGACGCUACGGGCCUGGAGCUUGAUACGAACGCCGUAACCUCAGAGUGUAUCAUGAAGGGCGAUGUGCUGUACGGAGCAUUGCAAGAUUUGAAGGAAAUUGGUUGUAAGGAGUGCUAUACGUAUGCAAAAUCAUCAAAGAGCGGGAAACGGGUGUUUGCACUCAUAUCGAGGAGCCAGCUCGGGUUAUCCAAGAUAAUGUUGCCGGGUGAGAGGUCAAUCUUAGAGAAACUAGAAGUCUACGAUGCCACUUCCCACGAACAGGUGUACGAUGUUCCAGUACUAGGCUAUUUUGAUUUUUCUACGCUUGACAAGAUACGACCCAGUGCCAAAACUGCCAGUAAAGUUAUGUUGCGGAAGGACGCACAUGGGCUACUGAGCAUUAACAUGCUAAGUCAAACAGAUGACGUUAUACUGACGGACGCCCGGAGGUCGAGGUCAACAAACUGGGAAAGAGCAUCUUCGUCAAACGAUUACCCCGGGAUCGUGAUCGACAUCUCCAUCGUGGAGAAAGUACGCAUAGAUGAAGCAGAUGAUGAUUCCGAAGCCCGCUUUUUGAUGGAAAGUAGCGAGGACUCCGUAAAACCAGCAUACUACCCGACAUCUGUUCCUUCUCGACCACCGGUACUUACCGCCACGUCACACACAGAGGAGUCGCUACUGUUUGGCCGCCAGCAAAGAUCCACAGAGCCCGACGCGGGGGGAGACGAGGAUUAUAUCCCAGCUACUAACGAUAUUCCACUGUUUUUUUGA